Labrus bergylta (ballan wrasse) is the source of this 1829-nucleotide messenger RNA. NCBI's taxonomy places the organism in Eukaryota, Metazoa, Chordata, Actinopteri, Labriformes, Labridae. The record is from RefSeq and is a predicted model, not a curated record.
AGAACCUGAUGGACACAUUGUGCACGGGAACUAAUAAACGUCAUUUAAGUAUGAGCAGAAGACCACCUAAAAGGUCCAGGGAUGACCUUAAAGAUGGAUCAACUCCUUCUCUUAAAAGGAAAAGUGAGCUCCAGGCUUCUCUUCAUUCUUACAAGGAAAAGAAACGGAGGCUUCAAAUUAGAACAUCUUGUCGCCGCUUGCGUGACCUUCUGCCCUUUGUCGGUGGCCAUUUAGACACAGCCACCACACUAGAGCUCACUGCGAGGUACAUGAGCUACCUGAAGGAGACUCUACCUCCAAAUGUUCUGUCUAAAGUUUAUAAAGCAGUUGAGGAAAAAAUGAGUAAUUCAUGGAAAAGCAAACAAAGACCACAGAGGAAAAGAAAAAAAGUCAGGCUGAAGAAGAUAACGUCUCAGAGAGCACAACCAGCUACCGAGAAGUCCAAUGAGGAUCAUGAUGACACAGUGAAAUGCACUCAGCAGAAGCUGUGUAAUCCAGUGAAUCAGCCACCUGUCACAAGAAGCCAUCCUCUGACAGUGGCUCCAAUGCCUUUUCCAGCUGAGGUCGUGACAUCAGUGCAUGCCCCGCCAAUACUGUUGGACAAAUCGGCUGUUCCCUGGGGACAAAUGCUGCCAGUUUGCCAAGAUCAAUUUCUGACUGCGUCAUUCCAGUCUGUGGAAAAUAACUUGAUGAACACAACCUCUGCAUUUAUGAACCCCACUUCACGUGCUUUCACAUCAGAAAUGAUCAGCCCCACUUUUUUACCAGAGCUGGGACCAGACCUGUCUUCAUACAAUGUGUUCUGGGAUGCCACUCCUGGCUUUCUGCAUCCUACUGCUCUUCCAUCAGUAAAUGUUUGCCAAAACUACAGCCCACCUCAACAGACUACAGUAACACAUGUCACCAAACUUUCAGCAGAACAAAGUUAUGUUGGUUCAUCUCUGGUCUGCCAAACUGCUAGUGCUUCAGAAAAUCCACCACCCAUCCCGUUGUCUUCAAGUUCUGUUGAUGUGACACCUGAGGAUGGAAAUGUGUCGGUGUCAGAUGUUCUGUGUCAUUCAAGACUCCUCCUGGAGAGUGACCUCUGUAGCAGCAGUCCUUUGACAGACAGUCCACUGAAUACAGUCAAUCAAUUUUGGCUUGAUCUACUCUUGGACACUAAUGGUAACCUAUGCUUGCCUGAUGCUAGUCUUGUAAACAUGAAUCUUUCACCUUACUCAAGGACCGGCUAACUAUAUGUUUGCUUGGAGAUGUAAAACCUGCAUAAUAUGAAGAAGAUUGUCAGUCUUUCAGUUUUCAUUUGCUGAAAAUGACAAAAGUUAAUGCAGAUAUUAGUUGUUUUUUUUAUGCUGGUCUAUUAUGCAUACUUAAAAUCAAUACUUUAUAUAGGUUGAUGGGCUUUUGCCAGCCUCUCAUUGAGCUGCAUUCCUGUGAUUUGUUACAGGAAGUUUACACACAGUAACUUGGAGCAACUCAUCGGUCAUCAUACAGCCAACUAAUAAUUUUUAAUGAAAAAGUGUAAAUUCUUUUUUUUUGUAGUGCACACCUCCAGAAAUCAUUUGCUGAAUUAUGUUUUCUGCAGAUGUUUUGUAAAAAAAAUUAUUAUUGUUGCUACAGAGUGUUUUGACUUUGUCACAGAAUAUUGAAGGAAUUGUUAAGAAUUUCUUAGUUGAAUUUUUUUUAAUUCAAAUGUUUUUCUUUUGCAUUUUCCACUUCACAAUGUUGAAAAUAGCCAAUCCAUGUAUUUGGAUUAUUUGUGUUACAUUUACUAGAAGCUAUUGGAUGAAUGUCUGUGUUCUCUAGCAUUCAAUAAAAUGAUUUCUAGAAUA